This is a messenger RNA of Bradysia coprophila, 1496 nucleotides long. RefSeq names its product NAD(P)H oxidoreductase RTN4IP1, mitochondrial. Gene Ontology annotation, cellular component: mitochondrion. Lineage: Eukaryota; Metazoa; Arthropoda; Insecta; Diptera; Sciaridae. Gene Ontology annotation, molecular function: oxidoreductase activity. The record is from RefSeq and is a predicted model, not a curated record.
GUACCUUGGAGGUCAGCCCAACUGAAAUGACACCAUCAGCGAGGACCGUGCUCAGCACUUACCGCUUAUUUUUUGAAAAUUCAUUGUGAAUUGUCAUUGCGAUACGAACGGAUCGUCUGCAUCUUCUGCAUCGACUGGAAUUGUCAAAAUUGCAUAAUUUUUGAUACUUUUGCUGUUCAAAACAAAAACAAAUCUGCACAAACAUAAAAAGCAAACGAAAUGCUUUUAAAGCAAGGUUUUGCGUUCCAAAAUAUUUUGCGUCACUGUCGAUUUGUGACUCGGUACGCUUCAACAAAAUCGCAAGAAAAGACAGAAAAUGAAUUCAAAUCCGGGAAGAAAAUGUGCGGCUGGCAAAUUCAUUCGUACAGCGAUGGCAUCCAAUUUUCGGAUAACAUUAGGAUACCGACAAUCAAGGAAUCAAAUGAAUUGCUGGUCAAAGUGAGCUCGACGUCUGUGAAUCCAAUCGAUGUUCAAAUGGUAGGUGGAUAUGGUGCUACCACAUUCAAUGCUUUACGCUGCAAUCGGGACACUAUUGAGUUUCCCCUGACUAUGGGAAGAGAUUUUAGCGGAACCGUUGUUUACAAAGGCAUGGGAGUUCGAAAUAGUAUCCAAUUGAGCGACAAGGUCUGGGGUGUUGUUCCCAUUCAUCGCAACGGUUGUCAUUCGGAAUUCGUUGCAGUCGAUGCAGAUUAUGUUACUCACCAACCACAGAAACUGUCUGAUACUGACGCGGCAGCUGUCUUAUACGCUGGUUUGACUGCUUGGUCGGGACUGUUUCUGUCGGGACAAUUGGGUGGUUUAUCCGGUGCGUUAACAUCACAUGGUGGUGGACGAGGAAAGAGAGUCUGUAUAUUGGGUGCAUCUGGUGGUGUCGGCAGUAUUGCCGUACAAAUUGCUAAAGCUGAAGGCGCAGAGGUUGUUGCAACUUGUGCCACCGAUGCAAUUCCACAAAUUCAAGCCUUGGGUGUGAGUCAUGUUGUGGACUAUACGAGCUCAGAUGCAUCGAACGAUUUGACCCAAUACGGACCGUACGACAUAAUUUUGGAUUGCGCCGGCAAGGGAUCACUGCAUGCCGCAGAAAUUCCGUGGCGAUACAAACAUUAUGUGACAUUCAGCUCGCCAACUCUGAAAAACAUUGAUGCAAUGGGAUUGGCGUGUGGUUCGGCGAAAAAUCUUUUCGAACUCGUCCAAGAAAAUAUCAAAUCAUUGACAACGCAACAGGGUUUCGUUAAAUGGGCAUAUUUCGUGCCGGCUCCGCACGGAAUCGAUUAUCUGAAAAAUUUGGUCGAUCGGAACAAGUUGCUGCCGAUUGUCGAAAAGGUCUACGAUUUUAAGGAAGCCGAUCAAGCUUAUAAACGAGUUGCCGAGGGACAUUUACGCGGAAAAAUUGUGUUGAAUGUGGCGUAAAAUACCCGUUAUAUUCACCGUAUUGUUUGUUCAACAAAUUUUGUUGCUUUAUUGUUUGAAAUAUAAUCAUUUGCAAUGACUUACUGCAG